UUUCGCAAGUGUCAGAGCAUCAGUGAUUUUUAACGUUAACACAAUGUCCAAACUUGUCUGUGUUACGUUGUUUUUGGGAUCAUUCCUGUUUGCAGUUACAAUUGCCAAUCAGCUUGAUUUCAUGAAGUUAUCCAAUCUGGUAUCGCUUUCAAAUAAUGGAUCAAGAGUUCGAGACUUAAUCAAGGAAACCACUGACAAGGCGGAAAUCCACCGUCAAAAACGGUCGGUGAACGCCAGCGUCAAAGUCACCAAGAUGAAUCAAACCGACUACCAACAGCUGGAGAUUCAGGGAAGUACGGACCAGGAUCCUAGGAAGAUGAAGGCUCGUGCUUGUUUGGUUCAGGACAACGAAGUGUACUGGCUGGAGCUCGUGUCGAGCGCGUUGGUCCAGAUCAUGCAGGAGAUGAAGCACGUCCUGGAGGGAAAGAAGGUGGCAAUGAAGAUGACCAAGGGACCGUAUGAGGAGUCCAAACAAGCUUCCGAGAAAGCCAGAAUGAGGCAUUGAUUUGAUUUUUAAGUCAACUUUGACGAUGAAUUUGGUGUUGGGAAUAAAAUAAAUUUAAAAAAUAUA
Molecule: messenger RNA, 571 nt
Organism: Culex quinquefasciatus (southern house mosquito)
Lineage: Eukaryota; Metazoa; Arthropoda; Insecta; Diptera; Culicidae
Exons: 2
Coding region: 44-505 (153 amino acids)
Source: RefSeq, a predicted model, not a curated record